Messenger RNA from Chroicocephalus ridibundus (black-headed gull), 2801 nucleotides. RefSeq names its product extracellular serine/threonine protein kinase FAM20C-like. The record is from RefSeq and is a predicted model, not a curated record. Gene Ontology annotation, cellular component: Golgi apparatus. Bases 474 to 2171 code for a protein of 565 amino acids. Gene Ontology annotation, biological process: protein phosphorylation; enamel mineralization. Lineage: Eukaryota; Metazoa; Chordata; Aves; Charadriiformes; Laridae. The transcript has 9 exons. Gene Ontology annotation, molecular function: phosphotransferase activity, alcohol group as acceptor.
GUGAUGGACACAGGGCAGGGGGCUGCAUAGUGCUGGGUGGCAGAACCGCUUUAAUGCCCUGUAUACCAAGAAAUGUCCUGCAGUCCCGUGCGGGUGACAGCACGGAGGGACAGGAUGGCGCAGGGGUUAUCUACAGCCAUCGCUGUCCCCGAGCCAGCCUUGUGGCUAUUGAUUUGGAACUUGCCCCGUUCACGCUAACCUUGGCGGUGCCAGCUCGCCCCUUAUCAGCGCUGAUAAACCCCCCCGCAACCUCCCACCCCGUCCCGCUGCCGGCCUGGAGGUGUCACCCCGCGAGGUGCCGCGGUGACAGAUCUUUCCUGCGGCUCUGCCUGUGCACCGGCUGCUCUUCGGAUGCGAUGCUCUAAAUCCAAGACGUCUGGCUCCUGGUUUUGCCCAGAGGCUGUGGCCGCACCAACUCUCUAUUAGCCCCGGGUGGGUGCCCACCCCUUGCUGAGCAUCUCAAGGGAGGAAGGAUGUGGCGCCGGCUCCAAACGCUUUUCCAAAGGAAAUUUAAAAUCACCCUCCUCUUUCUUCUGCUCUUGGCCCUCCUGGUGCACCUGGCGAUGGAUUUGGCUCUUUCCACAGCCCCCGGGCCCUGCGGCUGCGAUGCGAAAGCACCGAAAGCCUCAGGCAUCCCGUCAGGCAGCCCCGUGCUGGCCGGCCCCAAAAAGCUGAGCCUGCGAAUCCUUCAGGAUUUCAGCGGCAGCAAUGGCUCUUUGGAGAAAAGCUCCCGUCCGCAGGGAGCGGGGCCGCACACAAGGGCUGGAGAGCCAGGGAUCCGGCGACAGAGCGGAGAGGGGAAUGCGGGGAGGACCGAGGGAUCGAAGCUGGUGGCGCUCUUCGAUCAUCCUCUUUACAACAUCCCAAUCCCAGAGGUGACGGAGAAAGACAAGCUGUUUGUUGUCAACCCCAUGGAGAAGUUCAGCCUGCGCAGCAGCGGGAGUGACGAAUGGGUCAGCAGCAGUAAAGCCGAGACGGUCCUCCCGACAGGGAAGACGGCCUACGACACCUACCCCACCUGGCUCAAAUUCCACGUCGGCAUCAACCGCUAUGAGCUGUACCCCCGCCGAGACCCCCUGAUGCCCACCCUUCUCCGGGACUUGGCCACACAGAGGAUCAUCAGCUCGGGUACCACCUCCCUGCCUGCACCCCUGCCCGCACCCCUGCCCCGCUGCCUGCUGCCAGCCUCCCUCAUCCCUGUGUGCCCCAUUUCAGUCCAGAAGUCCGGCGGGACCCAGCUCAAGCUCAUCAUGACGUUCCCAAACUAUGGGCAGGCCCUCUUCAAGCCCAUGAAGCAGACCCGGGACCAGGAGACACCCAUCGACUUCUUCUACUUCUCAGACUUUGAGCGGCACAAUGCGGAGAUUGCAGCCUUCCACCUGGACAGGAUCCUGGAUUUCCGGCGAAUUCCCCCAGUUUCUGGCCGUUUGGUCAAUAUAACAAAGGAGAUUCACGACAUCACAACGGACAAGAAACUGGCCAAGACUUUCUUCAUCUCCCCAGCGGGCAACGUCUGCUUCUACGGGGAGUGCUCCUACUACUGCUCCACCGAGCACGCCCUCUGUGGCAAGCCGGACCGGCUGGAGGGCUCCAUGGCCGCCCUGCUGCCUGACAAGACCUUGGCCAAACGCCGCUCCUGGCGCAGCCCCUGGCGCCGCUCCUACCACAAGAGCAAGAAGGCUGAGUGGGAGCUGAACCCCAACUACUGCGCUCAGGUGCGAGAGACGCCGCCCUACGACAGGGGCCAUCGCCUCCUCGACCUCAUUGACAUGACGAUCCUUGAUUUCCUCAUGGGCAACAUGGACCGGCACCACUACGAGACCUUUGAGAAAUUUGGGAACGACACUUUCCUGCUCCACCUGGACAACGGCCGUGGCUUCGGCACGCACUCACGCGACGAAUUGUCCAUCCUGGCCCCCCUCCGGCAGUGCUGCAGCAUCAAGAAGUCGACCUACCUGCGGCUGCAGCUGCUGGCCACCCAGCCCUACCGCCUGAGCGACCUGCUGCGGGAAGCGCUGGCCACCGACCCCCUGGCCCCCGUCCUGGCCGAGCCCCACCUGCGGGCGCUGGACCGGCGCCUGGGGAAGGUGCUGGAGGCGGUGGGACGCUGCCUGGCCGGGGCGGCCCGCCCGGAGGAGGUGGUGGUGGAUGAUGUGGGGUCAUGGGUGUGAUGGGUGUGGGGGGGUGGGGACUCGGUACCCCGCUGGGUUGGGGUGUUUUGGACCGUCACACAGCUCUGACUCCAUGUGGCAUCGGCUUUCGGCGGCACCGGAGCCAGCGGCGCGAUGCACCGGGAAAGUGGGCUGUAAGGAUAGCCGGGAUGGGGAGGGUAUUUAAAUAAAAAUGUUGGCCUAGUGGGGAAGACACGAGCUGAGAUCCCCCCCACCGGGGCUGCUUUCCCAGCCCUGGCCUGUCCUUGCGUGCCUGCACGAGUCGCUUCAGCCCUCCAAAGCCUUUUAGGAAAGGGUAGGGAUUUUUCCUGCCUUUCCCCAGCAAGGGCUGCCAAGCUCGAGCAGUUGGAAAGCUCAUUCUUCCCCCGCCCUUCCCCAGCAUGGCAAUGCCCUGGUGACCCCCAAAAAGAGAGCUGAGGCUCCCCACCGCCGGUGUGGGGAAACUGAGGCACAAGCUCCCAGCCGCUCGCCGGUUAUCCCUGCCCAGCUCUUCCCACGCCCACCCGAAAUUCCCUACGGCUCUGGCAUCGCCACCACUGCCUCCGCACCAGGGGUGCAGCAAGGCGGGGACAAGCCCCACUCCCCCCCACCACCACAACAUCCCCCUAAAUCCCCCGGGAACUGCCGCCG